GAUGGUGGCGCUGGUGCAUGAAUUUUCCUUUACGUUCUUGGCGGUCGUACUUCGUGUUGAGUAAAACGAAGUAUUAACUUUUAUAUCUGUUAGGAUAUAAAAAAUCCGUCAGAUUUCGUGUUAAAAAAAUGGUUCAAAAGAAGCCAAAGAAGAAGGUAGGAAAGAAGGUAGCAGCUGCGCCAUUAGCAGUGAAAAAAGUCGAGCCCAAAAAGCAAACCAAUCCUCUAUUUGAGAAACGCACCCGCAAUUUUGGUAUUGGUCAGGAUAUUCAACCUGCCCGUGACCUUAGUCGUUUUGUGAAAUGGCCCAAGUACAUUCGUAUUCAGCGACAAAGGGCUGUAUUGCAAAAAAGAUUAAAAGUACCACCACCGAUCAAUCAAUUCACACAAACAUUAGAUAAACAAACUGCAACACAAUUAUUCAAAAUGUUGGAAAAAUACAGACCUGAGUCAGCUGUUAUGAAAAAAUUGAGGUUAAAAGCUAGAGCUGAGCAAAAAGUUACAAAAAAAGAAGAUACACCAACAAAGAAACCUAAUGUAUUACGUAGUGGAACAAAUACAGUAACUACACUUGUUGAACAAAAGAAAGCUCAACUUGUGGUGAUUGCCCAUGAUGUAGACCCAAUUGAGGUUGUUCUAUUUCUACCAGCUCUUUGUCGUAAGAUGGGUGUACCUUAUUGUAUUGUGAAAGGUAAAUCGCGGUUGGGACGUCUUGUCAGGCGUAAAACUUGCACUGCAGUAGCUUUAGUUCAGGUGGAUUCCGGCGAUAGAGCUAACUUCUCGAAACUUGUUGAAGCUAUUAAGACGAACUUCAAUGAUAGAUACGAUGAAAUCAGACGUCACUGGGGUGGUGGUCUCCUAGGUAGUAAAUCUGCUGCUAGGAUAGCUAAGUUAGAGAAGGCUAAAGCAAAAGAACUUGCGCAAAAACAGGGUUAAGAUCUAUCUGUUUACUGAAUAUUAUUUACUAUGUGCAACAAUAAAAUUCAAAAUCAAA
Molecule: messenger RNA, 993 nt
Organism: Eufriesea mexicana
Lineage: Eukaryota; Metazoa; Arthropoda; Insecta; Hymenoptera; Apidae
Gene: RpL7A
Product: ribosomal protein L7A
Exons: 6
Coding region: 129-935 (268 amino acids)
Biological process (GO): ribosome biogenesis
Cellular component (GO): ribonucleoprotein complex
Molecular function (GO): RNA binding
Source: RefSeq, a predicted model, not a curated record